Molecule: messenger RNA, 648 nt
Organism: Lachancea mirantina
Lineage: Eukaryota; Fungi; Ascomycota; Saccharomycetes; Saccharomycetales; Saccharomycetaceae
Source: the annotation of a GenBank genome assembly
AUGUCUGGAAACCUAGAUAGAUCUUUGGACGAAAUCAUCGGCGAAAACAAGAAGCAACGCGUCAGAAAGGUGAACAAAAACGUUCCAAAGAAGGUGUCCAAGUCUGUUGUCGGCAAUCGCCGUCGGGCGACACCCAUUAAGGGCGGUGCGCUAAGAAACGCUGCUGCUGCAAAGACAGCGAACAUCUUGGAAUCUGCUUAUGGCACCAAAGUCAACGUUGAGGGCCUACCCAGAGACAUUAAACAAGAUGCAGUAAGAGAAUUUUUCACAAGCCAGAUCGGUGGCGUGACUAGAAUACUAUUGAGUUACAACGAAAGAGGUUUAUCAACCGGUAUGGCUACCAUCACGUUCAAGUCUUCCGACAAGGCCAAGGAAGCUGUCUCCAAGUUUAACGGCGCUCCUAUCGACGGUGGCAGAACCAGACUAAAGUUGAACUUAAUCAUCGAUCCUACCAAGAAGCCUCUUGCUUCUAGGAUUCAGCCGCUUGCGCAACGCAAGGUUCCAGCUGUUAAGGCUCCUACUAAGAAGGCUGCUGCCGUGAAGAAGCAAAAGAAGGUUGAGAAAAAGAAGAAUCCUAAGCCUGAGAAGAAGAGUCUAGAACAACUAGACCAGGAGAUGGCAGACUACUUUGAGGAAAAGAAGGAAUAG